AUGGAUACCUCACCUCUGUACCUCACCAACUCCUCGGCACUACCCGCCGGUUUCCCCUGCCCCUCUCUGCUCUCACUCCCAGGCUGGUGGACCCGCUGUCAUGGGCAUGAGCGUGGAGCCUGGACCGUACAUUUCAGCACCUUAUGGACCACCGACUCAGACUCCACAUACCAUCUGGGGAUGGUUCUGAGGUCGCUGCAACGGGCGGGACUCACUGCAAACCCUAAGAAGUGUGCAAUUGUAUGGGUUGAGAUUAAAAUAAAUAUAAUAAACUCACUCCUUAAUGUUAACAGGUUCAAAGAAGUAAUAACAAAUUGCUGGGCAACACCUACACCUUAUUCAACAGACAGGAAAAGGUUGACUUUAAUUCUGAACAGUUGCUCUUUAGACAGCACUGUCAACAUAUUUGAAAAUGCCAAAGACAGUCGGUCCAUGUUCCAGCGGUUAGAGAAAGUGUCCACUGUGUGGCUCCAUUGUGAGGUCCAAGUGUGUGAUGGGGAAAAGCUGUUCUGCCAGCCAACUCCAUGUUCAUCAAGAAGAACUGAAGUUGAACUUGAUCCAAAUGGAGGCAUCCUGACAAUGGAGUUUCAAGUCAAAGCACAACUUUCCUCGAGUUUCAUACACCUCGCAGGCCCAUUUCUGUGUAUGCUGUCCAUAAUGAUAUUGAAUGAAUGUUUAGGAUACUUCAGUUUGUAA
Molecule: messenger RNA, 696 nt
Organism: Xyrauchen texanus (razorback sucker)
Lineage: Eukaryota; Metazoa; Chordata; Actinopteri; Cypriniformes; Catostomidae
Product: beta-tectorin-like
Exons: 7
Coding region: 1-696 (231 amino acids)
Cellular component (GO): cell surface
Source: RefSeq, a predicted model, not a curated record